AUGAUUACCGAGGCAGCAAAGGACAAUAAUCUGAAGAGCGUUGCUGAGGUACUGAAACGGGAUUUGUGGUCGAAGUGGGUUAACGAAUGGCAGCUAGAAUUACCUGAAUUGGGUACUUCAGAUAACGUCAUAAACAUGAAAAAAGACUAUUGGAAUUGGUUACGUACGAUCAAAAGAAACAUGAAAGAGAAAUAUCAUCCUGGAAAUCGCUACUGGGACUAUGAUAGAGAUUUUAAUAAUGGUAUGAUUUUGGACAAAGCGUUGCUUGAUGACAAAUUUUUUAAGAAUAUUUUCACCACGAUUGAACAGCUCAACGAAAAUCAUCUUGGUGAGCCGUUGGACGUAUUUAGUAUGUUACGGUUACUCUUUGACGAGAGUAGUGUGUUCAGACUGGCUUAUCCGCCCAAAGUGGAAGAUCGUACCCCGCAUGUUGAAGCUGUAAUCAAGCAACUUCAGGCAGAUCAGGAGCUGUGGUGGCAUCAAAGUCGUGUCCGUCCGGCUAACCUUCUCAAUGAUUUGGACUUUAAACUUGACACGAAAAACUCUGCUACGUUAGCUCGUUUCAAAACGUUUGUGAAGUACUCGGUCGAAUAUUAUACAAACAAAAAUGUGCCGAACGACACGCUAAUGAUAUUAAGUAAGCAUUACGGCAAUGAUGCUUUGAAUGCAAUUUUGCGUGAAGCAACCAAAGAAUGCACACCAAGUUGGAUUUGGAAAGACGCCUCUGGCACAAAGAAAGAUAUUUUUCAAAUUGUCUCGGACCCAAACAAAGCAUCUCUGCACUAUGCUUGGAUGAAGUACAUGUUUGUUAUGAUUAUGGAUAGUCCACGGCAUGUUUUUGAGUUCAACGACGACACGAUUAAAAACAUAAAAAUGAAAUUAUCGGAUGAUACUUUCGCCUGGUUGAAAGAAAUGAUGGAUACGGACGGUGUGGGUUAUCAAGCAACGAAGACUGAAAGGGCUUUGGUCAAGUAUGAUGCAUAG
Molecule: messenger RNA, 984 nt
Organism: Plasmopara halstedii
Lineage: Eukaryota; Oomycota; Peronosporomycetes; Peronosporales; Peronosporaceae
Exons: 1
Coding region: 1-984 (327 amino acids)
Source: RefSeq, a predicted model, not a curated record